UUCCAGGAAUAAAAAUGGCAGAGCAGGACUCACCAGGACACAAGCCAUGGGAGAAAUGGGAGAUGAGGGGAAGAGCCCCCCGUGUCGUCCAGGUUGGGACCAUCAGGGAGUUUCUGCCUGAGGCUACUUUGGCUCAGGUGAAGCAAGAACCACCCGAGGGGCUUCAGCAGUGCUGGGAAGCCCAGUGGCAAGAACUCCUGAAGACAAUGCAGGAUCCUCACUCGGGUUGGAAAAACCCGCCAUUGCCUCAGGCUUGGCUCAAGGAGGAGACACUGGAAAUCCAGGCCUCUGGUAAGGAAGCCACUGAUGCCAGCCAGAGGCCUAGAGGAGAGUGUGUUGGCCAAACUUUGCUGGGCCUCAGCGGAGUAGCCCAACAAAGUCUCGACUCUGUGAAGGCGGAGGGAGAGAUUCCAGAGGAGGUGGCCAGUUCAGAGACGCAGCGCCAGUGCUUCAGGCAGUUCUGCUACUGGGACGCCAAGGGACCCAGGGAAGUGUGCAAGCAGCUGCAGAAACUUUGCCGUAGCUGGCUGAAGCCAGAGAGAUGCUCCAAGGAGCAGAUGUUGGAACUGGUGACACUGGAGCAGUUCCUGGCUGUCCUUCCCCCAGAGAUGCAAAGCUGGGUCCGAGACCGUGGGCCAGAAACCUGCGCCAAGGCGGUGGCCCAGGCAGAGAAUUUCUUGACGCAGCUGCGAGAGCUGGAAGGAGCAGAAGAGAAGUUGUUGGGGCCUUUGGAAGAGGUGCCUGUCAGUUCCCCCAAGCUGGAAUGUGGUCAUUCGGAUGCUCUAAAGUUGCAGGACUUUGUGGGGACCAAACGACCGGUUGAUGUGGCAGCCUGCUCCCUGGAAGCUGAUGGGCAAGUGUGGAAGGAGGAGACCUCUCUGCCUGAGCAAGUGGAUAACAGUGGUCCAUCUCCAGGAAGAACCGAAGGCGCACCUCUCCAUAUUCUUGAGAUAGACAAGGAGCCUGGAAGUCAACAGGGCUCAGGAAGACACCAUGAAGACCAUCCAGGGAAGGCAGCGAAACAGACCUCCCUUAGUAUCAAUGGCAACAAAAGUUUUCGUGAAAGUACUUGUCCAGGGGGAGUCUACAAGCAUCCCACCAAAACAAUGGUGCCUGACCAUGGCGGAAACCACCACUGUAGCUCUGGCCUUCCCAAGCAUCAAGCAGUGGAGUGCAAAGAAAUGCCAUAUACGUGCAUCUACUGUGACAAAACCUUCAUCAGCACAUCACAGCUGAUAAUGCACCUGAGAACCCGUAUGGGCGAGCGACCAUAUGAACACUUGAAUUGCCAGAAACGCUUCAGUCAUCUUCUUGUUAGUCAUGAGAGGACCCACACAGCAGAGGAGCACUAUGACUGCUCUGAGUGUGGGAAGAGUUUCCGUGAUAGUUCUUAUCUCAGGAAGCACCAAAGGAUCCACAUGGGCAAGAAACCAUACAGUUGCACACAGUGUGGGAAAUCUUUCUCUCAGCGUUCUGUGCUUUCAAGACAUAAGAGAACGCACAGAGAACAGAAGGUAUACACCUGCUCGGACUGUGGUAAAGGCUUCUGUGAUAAAAAUUCCCUCAGUACACAUCAGAGAGCCCAUACAGGAGAGAAACCCUUUGAAUGCUCAGAGUGUGGGAAACGGUUUGGAUAUGCCUCAAGCCUUGCAAGGCACAAAAAGCUGCACACCGGAGAGAAGCCGUUCCAGUGCUUGGAGUGUGGCAAACACUUGUGUGAUAAAAAAUCCCUUAUCAUGCACAAAAGAACCCACACGGGAGAGAAGCCAUACACAUGCUCAGCAUGUGGCAAGAACUUCCACUGGAAAGGAUCCCUCCUUAUUCAUGAGAAAACCCACACGGGAGAGAGACCCCAUCAGUGUUCAGACUGUGGCAAAAGAUUCUGUGAUAAGCGGUCCCUUAUUACACACCGCAGAGCCCACACUGGAGAGAAACCCUAUGAGUGCUCCAAGUGCGGGAAACGCUUUGGUUACGCCCCUAACCUCGUCCGACAUAAGAAGCUACACACAGGAGAGAAGCCCUAUCAGUGCUUGCAGUGUGGCAAAUGGUUCUGUCAACCCUCAGACCUCCUAAGACAUGAGACCAUUCACAGGCAGGAGAAGCCGCAUAAAUGCACAGACUGUGACAAAAGCUUCAGCCAGAAAGCCUCCCUCAUUGGACACAGGAGAACGCACACAGGAGAGAAGCCAUACAAAUGCACUGCCUGUGAAAAGAGGUUUUGCAGCUUUUCUGGUUUCCGUAAACAUCAGAAAAUCCACAGUGGGGGAAAAACAUAAAGGAUCUUUAGCCUAGAGCAAAAGUUAUGACAUGAGAGCUUAGGGAGGUGGGAAGAAGUUUCUUUGGUUUGAAAAUCUCUCAGACUUUCAGAUAUCCUUAAAAUAUAAGAGUCAUAAUUUCUUGCUUGGGAGCACAUUUUUUAACAUUUCUCCCAGCGUGCCACACAUCAGAGACUCUGCUUCAGUGGCUAAAGAUGCUCACAGCUUGCUUUUGUCUUAGAUGGGCUAGAACAGGAGUGGGUAGUUCUAUUCUCCCUCACAGCAUUUCACAGGCAUGUUCUUUUAAAUGAUAUUAGUCACCGCCUGAGCGGAUGGAUAUCCUCACUAAAAGCUCUGACCUGCAGCAUUUUUUUAUUUUUAUUUUUAUUUUGGUCUGUCUAGAAACAUGCAGGGAGAAACAAGAUAGCAAUGCAGGAGUGUAACCUAUAUGCAAACAUAGAUUCUGUAGUGUUUUUCUUACUGUUCCCAUAAACAGAAAGUCCACACUGGAAUAAAACAUUUUAAGC
Messenger RNA from Varanus komodoensis (Komodo dragon), 2782 nucleotides. Its product is annotated as zinc finger protein 345-like. The transcript is spliced from 3 exons. The record is from RefSeq and is a predicted model, not a curated record. Gene Ontology annotation, molecular function: RNA polymerase II cis-regulatory region sequence-specific DNA binding; DNA-binding transcription factor activity, RNA polymerase II-specific. The coding region runs from base 15 to 2276 and encodes 753 amino acids. Gene Ontology annotation, biological process: regulation of transcription by RNA polymerase II. Lineage: Eukaryota; Metazoa; Chordata; Lepidosauria; Squamata; Varanidae.